AUGAAUUCUAUAAGAUCACACGUUUUACUCCUAACGUUAUUUACUUUGUUAACCGUGUCAGGUGCCAUAAAUGAAAUCUCAACAGAACCAAUUGCAGUUAACCAGAAGUACAAGAAUGCCGCUGAUGAAUUAUCGCAGCAACGGCUCCUUUCGCAAUUACUAGAUGUUACCUCAACUGGUACUUUUAACGAAACAAGCAUCUAUAAUAGUCUUAUUACUGAAUCAACGAGAACACAAUUAAACCAAAUGAACAAUACUUCAACAAUGGCAGAUAGUACAUCAAGUACAUCCGCAAUGAAUCCAGACAGCCAGAUAACGUUGGCUCAACGAUAUAAUAUAACAAGUUCAUAUCAUCCAAAAACAUCCAGUUAUUCCGGUAGUUCGAGUUCGACACAUAUAAGCACCUUUAGUAGAUCGGAUGACGGAUUUAAAAUGAAUGUACGAGACUCGAGCGCAUCCGGUCUAAUUUUAUUUGUUCUCCUAUUUAUAUUCUAA
This is a messenger RNA of Tetrapisispora phaffii CBS 4417, 495 nucleotides long. RefSeq lists its product as uncharacterized. NCBI's taxonomy places the organism in Eukaryota, Fungi, Ascomycota, Saccharomycetes, Saccharomycetales, Saccharomycetaceae. The record is from RefSeq and is a predicted model, not a curated record. The transcript has a single exon. Bases 1 to 495 code for a protein of 164 amino acids.